This is a messenger RNA of Acanthosepion pharaonis, 4581 nucleotides long. NCBI's taxonomy places the organism in Eukaryota, Metazoa, Mollusca, Cephalopoda, Sepiida, Sepiidae. The record is from the annotation of a GenBank genome assembly.
AUGGACAAGAUCUUGAUUGUGAUAACAUCAAUGGUUCUUGGUCAUUACAAUUCCGUCAGUAUUUCCAAUUACACACUAACAGACUGCAUGACUGAUAUUGAAAUUUUUACGAACGUUGCUUUUUCAAACCCUUCAAAUGUCGCAUCUACAAAUUUUACAAUAUGUCAAACGACGUGUCUUCAAGAAAACACCUGCAUUGCUUUUUAUUAUGAUACCGGAACAUGUCAGCAUUACAGCAAUUUGUCCAGAAUGAUCGACUAUCAAACAGGAAAUGUUUAUUUUAAAUGCCUUGCGUGUGAAGUUGGUUGGUAUUAUUACCAAGGAAUGUGUUAUGGAAUUUUCCCAAAUUGCUCCAAUAUUGGCGCAGCUUCAGCCAGAUUUUACGGUUUGGAUACUACCCUUAUUCAUGUUGUAGACAAAAUAAAGAAACCGUUUUAUAUCAGGGAAGUCAUAAAUCGCCAUGGAGUGUGGAUUUUUGAGACUUACAACAUAACUUUUGCCUUUGUAUUAGGCUCAGGAGAAAAGUGUGUGUAUGCCAACCAAGCUAUGCCUUUGUUAAAUGCCAACUGUUCCUUAGGAUUGGACGAAAUAUGUGAAAAGGAAGGUGAACCGAAAUACCAAGUAACCAAAAGUGUGACUACAGAUGAAACGAUUUCCACCUUAUCGACCAAUGAAGCAGAUCCUAGCACAGAACGCCAAACCAUCACAGACUUCGCAUCUACGAUCACGGUUAAGACAACAAGUUUGACGAGCCAUGCUGCAAGAAUAAUAUCAACAGAGGUUAUUAAUGCUUCAACAUUCAUGUUCCCUUUGAGUCAAAUGAUGACGGAAAAACCGGAAAUCAAAACAGGAAAUUUCCAGAAUCAGUCGAAAACCGGUAUUUUGACCAAAAUCCAGCAAAUUGAUUCGCAGACUGAUCAAACAACUGUAAGAAAUUUUCUCCAAGAUCUCACCCCGUAUAUGACAAAUCUCACAUCUCAUGAAACACAGGUUGUAAUAAAUGCAACUCGUAAUUUGAUAAAUUGUGCAAUUAAAGCGAAUUAUUCAGAAGUAGAUUAUCCACUGAUCCUGGAAGAUGUCGCUAAUCUAUCAAGCAAUGUUCCCCAAACAAAUGAUGAUUUGAAGUUGGCCUUGACUGAUUCAAUGUUAAGAAUUACAAAUCAAAUUCUAAUCCUGGGCAAAAACGAGAAAACUUUUUAUUUUUCAUCCACUGAUUAUGUCCUUGCGGGUGUCAAGACAGAUCCACAAAACCUUAAUGGAUUGAAUUUGAAAACAGAAUAUGGAGAAAUAAAUAUCCCGGAUUCUAUGAAGGAAGCUGAAACAACACUAUACUUUAAGAUGAUCAGUUACAAAGAUCCCAUUUCGGACCCCAGCAUAGAAAACAAAACCCAAUCUUCUAUGAUAUACGUUUCCCUGGAAGAUGACCAAAAUAAUGCUAUUCCGAACCCUGAUCCCGACAAAACUGUCAAAAUAGAAAAAUAUACCCGCGUUUUACGCGUACUUAUCCAUUCUAAUGAUCCACAAACUAUUUUAUACCUUCUUGUGGAUUAUGGAGGCUCCUCCAAUAAAAGACUUCAGAAAAGAUUGAACCAUACUCCAUUAAAAAUUAGAAGUUCUUUGGUACAGCCGAUGUUGAAUAGGAAGUCACUUAAGGAACAAUCAAAAGACGAAUAUGAACCUUUUGAUAUUCAGGACACGUCAAUAGAUGAAAACUACAACGUGAUUCUCAAAACGAAUUUAUUUGGAACUUUUACAUCAGUCAUUUCGUUCGUUACUCCAAAAAUAUUAGAUUUUGAAAAGAUCUUCGUCGACUUUGAGAAAAAAGUUUUGAAUAAUUCUUACGUUCUCAUUGUUCUUCUGCUGAUAUUUUUCGUGUAUUGCAUCUUGGCGCUUAUGGUCAGACGACUGGACAAGAAAGACCAGAUCUGUUGGCAGUAUCUGCCCUUAGCGGACAAUGUGCCUUCUCAGUCUUGUGUCUAUCUGAUGCGUGUUUACACGGGAAUCCGAUCAUCUAGAAAAAUGACAGCUGUGCCAUAUUUUAUUCUCAGAGGGAAGAAAGGAAUCACGGAUAUACGAAUUCUGGACGACAAAAUUAGACAUAAUUUACGCCAUGGAACAGUUUCCGAUUUCAUUCUACGAACUGAUGGACACCUAGGAAAUCUGCUGUCUCUGAAAAUUUGGCACAACAACGAAGGAUCUUGUCCAAAGUGGUUUCUUUCCCAUAUUGAGAUCAAGGAUACCAAAGACAACAAAUGGUAUUCGUUCCCGUGUCACGACUGGUUCUCUUUCGAUAAAGGCGACGGAUCCAUCAUUCGACAAUUAGAGCCUCAUUCAAAUCGAUGCGACAAUUUAUUCGAUAAUCUAAAAUCGCGGAUCUUCAUCGAUUUGUUUGAUGACCACCUUUAUGUUUCGGUCGUGAAGCGCCCGCGUUCAAGUCCCUUCACUCGAGUUCAAAGGUUAUCAACUAUCGUCGCUGUCUUGUACCUGUCUCUUGUCAGUAGCGCCAUGUACUACAAACCCACCGACAAGAUCCCGUCAAGAGCUCUCACCUUGGGACCCUUCACUCUUACUUCCAAAGAGAUUGUUGUCGGACUAAUUAGUUCCGUCAUUAUGGUCUUACCAACAUCAAUCAUCAUCAAUUUGUUUAAAUGGCGUAAGGUUAAUAGUGAAGAGUCAGAUAGCUGUGGAAGCUCACUGACUCUCGCUGAGCGACUGAAACGUUUUCGUCUGCCUUGGUGGUCAAUGUCCUUGGCUUAUCUUCUUAUUUUUCUCAGUAUCAGUAUUUCUGCCUACUUCACGUUCAUGUAUUCCAUCGUGUGGGGAAAGGAACUAGCAUUGAAAUGGUUACUCUCCAUUGCCAUCAAUGUCGUUCUUUCGAUCCUUCUCAUUCAACCGGUAAAAAUAGGAUUUGUUGCGUUGCUCGCUUCCUACUUUUUCCAAACCCCAACGCUUGACGAUGAAGACAACGCUGGAAUUUCAGACUUCGUGGAAUGCACAGGCACGUUUCAAUCGAAGAUCAAAAUUUGUCCGCCACCAGAUAUGAUGGUUGAAGAAUGGAAGCAUAAAAAGCUAAUUCUGAAACUUGAUCACAAACUGUCCAAAAUCUUUCGAACCUUGUUCUCCAGAUUCUUUUAUGUGAUUCUUUUAGUCUUUUUUGUCAUCAACGAAAGAAUAAACACGAGGUUUCAUCAAAAUAAGGCAAUUGAACAGCAACUGCAACUCGACAAAUUAAAACAGAAUCAUGGUGUGGAAGACAUGUGGAACUGGAUUGAGACAUUUGCCCUUCCUGUGAUAUUCCCACUGAAAACGAAUGACAAGCGGUUAUUGCUGAUUGACGAACAAAGGUAUUUGGCUGAUCAAGUAAACAAACGCUUAGGAGCCGUCCGCUUUCGACAGAUACGACCAGAGAAAGGUUGGAGGAAAGAUUUUCAAGUAUUUGGCCAGAACGAAACCAAAGACGACUUAAUUCUAUCUGCGCUUCAUUACACAAGCAGCAUCGAUAGCAGAGAGUACUUUAAACAGCGUGGCACUCUGGGAUAUUAUCAAAAUGGCGGCUAUAUUGUCGAUAUUAACAAACGCUACCUGAAGGCCAAACGGAUUCUUUCGCAAUUACGAGAUUUAAAGUGGAUGGACGACCAAACCCGUUGUCUCUUCAUCUGCAAUGUUAUAAGACUAUUUUCUCGACUGAAAAAAAUGCAAAAAACAAAAUUAUUCGCCUGGACUAUGAUUAUUCCUUUGCUGAAUAUCUUUUUCUCCAUGAUGAUUAUAUUCGGGUUCAUUGUCAAAAUUGAUCAGCUGCUUGUAUUAAGAGACGAGUUGGUUGCACACCCAGACAAAUACGUUUCAGCUGACAUAUUAAUCAUACAAGAGCAAAUCUAUCUGGCUGGACUUUGUGGGUGUAUUCUUGUCGCAAUGUUAAGUCUACUGGAGCCAAUGACGUUCAACUACCAUUUGUUUCUGAUGAAGGGAAGUAUAAGUGUUUCGAUGCCAAGUCUAUUGUCUUUUACCGUUUUUCUGGUAGUAAUUCUUUCCAGCUUUGCUUUCUCACUUUAUGUCACUCUGUGCAGUUACUCUUUCCACUUCAAGGAUCUGCGGACUGUCUACCUGACUCUUUUCCGGAUAUUUCUUCUGAUGGGGAAGUUCCAUGAAACUUUCCAACUCGACAGGUUAUUUACGCAUCUAGUUUUCUUAGCCUACGGAUUCACGGUAUCAAUCAUCUUACUGAAUGUGUGCGUAAGUAUCAUCAACGAUUCGUUCACAUACAUCCGCGAUAUGCAACUUAAUGUUGGGUCAAAGUAUCGAUUUGAUCAGAGGCUCAACGACCAUUUCUGGAACCGGAUGAGAAGAUUCUUUUGUAGAAAAAGACAAGACAAUUCUCAGAAAGUUUAUGAAGUCAAACAGCGAGAUAAUGAUGACACGGAUAUAAAGAAGAUUUUGCUCAAGCUGGACUGGAUAAUCUGUAAGACUAUCUCAGAUUACGAAAAGGAAGAAAUUCAUGCUAUUUUAACAGAAAACUUUGCACUUAUUAAAUCUGAAGUUAAUCUGCUCAAAGACACUGAGAAAUGCAAAAGGACCAUCUGA